Molecule: messenger RNA, 2096 nt
Organism: Bombus huntii
Lineage: Eukaryota; Metazoa; Arthropoda; Insecta; Hymenoptera; Apidae
Product: EF-hand domain-containing protein 1-like
Exons: 5
Coding region: 102-1976 (624 amino acids)
Biological process (GO): mitotic cytokinesis; cilium-dependent cell motility; mitotic spindle organization
Cellular component (GO): mitotic spindle; axoneme
Molecular function (GO): alpha-tubulin binding
Source: RefSeq, a predicted model, not a curated record
GAAACCAAUCUAAACAAUCUUUUUAACAGUUACAAGUUCAAUAGAUAUUCAAUAGAGAUGCUUCUUGAAAAUAUAUUUUAUUAAAUAAUUUAAAAUUUAAUAUGGAAAAUCUGCCACUUAUACCAGGCUAUACAUUUCAAGAUCCAAAUAUCAAAGACUAUAGGUUAUUACAAAAAUUUCAUUUUUUAAAUGGUUAUCGUGUAGUACGUGAUAGACACAGUGGUAUCGGAGGAAGACCAAUAGAUAUUGCAUCUAGUGCUUAUGUAAAAGAAGAGGAUUGUGUACAUUAUGAUCCAUCAUUAACAUAUGGUCGUGUAAAGGAAUAUGCAUAUCGACAAUUCAUUCCACACUAUGCGCUAUUUGCGCAGAAAUGCCUCUGCUUUAAAGCAUUUUUUCGUCAAGGAGUUUUUAAUUCUCCAGAUGAACAUUUUCGUAUACGUCAUGUUAAUAUAAUAUAUCAUUUGGAGGAUGAUACUAUAUGUGUAAUUGAGCCUGCAAUUGAUAAUGUCGGCUUUCAGCAAGGCAAGCUUGUUAGACGUGAUAAAAUUAUAAAAAAUAUAAAUGGCGACACAUUUCAUUGGAAAGAUUUUAAUGUUGGAAUUGACGUAUGUAUUUAUGGUGUAGUCUAUCAUAUUAUUGAUUGCGAUCUAUUUACUAGAGAGUAUUUAAAUAGCCAAGGUAUAGAUGUUGGAGAUAAGGAAGAACCUCCUGUAGAUCCUUAUACAGAACUGAGAUUGAGCAAGCAGAAAACAUUAACUUGUAUUACAAAAAUAUCAGAUGAUGAUAGACGACGAUUUUUAGAAUAUGAUAAAAUGGUAUUAUUGUUUACUGCAACUUGGGAUGACGAUAUUUAUCAGAUUAUGUAUUUCUUGAUGGACGAUACGAUCGCUGUUCGUGAAGUACAAAAACCGAAUAGCGGAAAAGAUCCGGUACCAAUGCUAUUAAAAAGAAUGAAAGUGCCAAAGGAUUGGAAAAAUUUACCAUCAACUCAUCCUGCUGCAUAUAUGGAAUAUGGCGAUCCAGAGAUCAUUGAAUACUAUACACCAAGUGACUUUUUAAUAGGUGGUACAGUUUUUAUAUUCAAUCGACGAUUUUUUUUGCAUGAUUGUGAUUCCUUCACACGAAAAUAUUAUUCAGAUAUGUUAGGAAUAACGCAACCGGAAGCAAUUCCUUUUCCAACAAAAGAUGUUAUAGCUGCACCAGAGUAUAAACCUCCACCACAUAUAAUCUUCGGUACACCUGAAGAUACUUACGUUUCUUGUCUAUCAUUUAUACCGGAACCACCUAAGAAAGAUGUCAUUCGACAACUUCUUAAUUUCCCUAGAAAACUACGUUAUUCUAUGAAAAUAGACAUGGUACAUCCGGAGGAUAAAAGUCGCGACUUUAUUUUAGAAUACAGUUUAAGUGACGGUACUGUACUCGUACAGGAACUUCAAAAACGUAACUCAGGACGUCGCGAAGGUUGUUUCCUAAAAGCAACAUUGGUUGCAAAACCAAAGACUGGAAGAGAUAAUCCAGAAUAUUAUACCCCUCAAGAUUUCUAUGUCGGUGCAAAAAUUAAUAUUUUUAAUCAUUAUUUCAUAAUAACUGGCGCUGAUCUCUUUGUGUAUCGUUACAUUGAAGCGAAUCCUGAGAAGUUUCCACAAAAAGUACGAGAUAGUAUUCGUAAUUAUUUAGUUAAGCAAAAUUUACUUUCCACCGAUAUAGGGACAGAAACGAAAAAGAUUCAAGAUAAUGAAGAAGCGAAAUUGCAAUCGCUUGAACCCUCUAGAGAGACCGUUGCAAGAGAUAUUAAUAUGAAACAAUGUAUAAAGGAUUUUGAAAUUCAAACUAAAUGUCGAUAUGAAGGAGAACACGGUGAAUUACGACCACGCACACCACCACCAGAAGAACUUUGUCCAGAUUUAAUAACAAAUAAUAAACAACCAUCUCAUCAAGAUCCAAAGACAUUUACUGAAAACAAAGUAAAAAAGUAAAUAAAAUGGGAUGAUCAGGUUCAAUGAUGAUAAAGAAAUAUUAUUUCUGAUCAAUAAUUACGUUCAACACAAUAUUUUCAACAAAUUUACAAAUAUACAUUAAUUUAUCACACUUUAAAA